This is a messenger RNA of Arabis nemorensis, 537 nucleotides long. Lineage: Eukaryota; Viridiplantae; Streptophyta; Magnoliopsida; Brassicales; Brassicaceae. The record is from the annotation of a GenBank genome assembly.
AUGAAAUUUUUGCUUCACCUUGUUAUGUUUUUUCUCCUCUUAAACAAUUUCGCAACCGCGCAAACUCUGAUUCGAGAUUCGUGCAAGAAAGCUGCAGCUGAAAACCCGAAAUUCAAAUACGAUUUCUGCGUCAAGUCUCUUGAAGGGAGUCCGCAGAGCAAAACCGCAAAAACUCUCGAUGGAUUGGUCAUGGCAUCCACGGCGAACGCUGCGUCAAAAACUGCGAGCUUGAAAGGAAUUGUUGACAAGAUUCUCAAGGAGAAGAAAUAUAACAAGGAGAGUGAGUUGCCAUUGCGCGAUUGCCUCCAGCUUUAUUCAGAUGCUACUGAUUCCUUAAACGAAGCCUUAACGAGCGUUAAAUCUCGUGAUUACAAAACCGCUAACAUGGUUCUGAGUGCUGCGAUGAAUGCACCGACCACUUGCGAAACUAGAUUCAAAGAAAGAAAAACGCCUCAGAAAUCUCCAGUUACGAAAGAUAACGAUGUUUUGUAUCAGAUGAUUUCGAUUCCUUUAGCUUUUACAAAUAUGCCGAAAUGA